AAUAUUGAGCAAAUUACACUCACUGGAGUAUCUUAAAUAGGCUUUGAAAAAGCACAUGCAAGUACCAGCAGUGGCAAGUACCGCUAGCUGCUGGUAAACUAAGCUGUCUUGACUUGGACAUACUUUUUUGCCAACACAUGGCUAACCUUUGUUACAGCUGCUAUUAACGAAAAUGUGUUUGGAGUUAGCUUUCUAGCUAAUAGGCUAUUUGAGUUUAUGCUUCCUCUUACAAUUAUAAUGUGGGCAGGUCAAAAUACUGACUAUCUACCAAAAUAUUAAUUUUAACAGGUUUAAUAGUUCUCCUUGCCAUUAUCAUUCACCUUUUUCACAUGUAAUAAAAUAUUUUUGCUAACAUAUGGUGGGGAUCCCUGGGUUGCCAGUUUGCAAGGGCAAGAAAGGUUUGCACUAGCCCCCUGCACUAUUGGAUGAUUGGUCAAAAGACUCAUAUGGUUCAUAAAUAACCAUUUCUAUUUUAGAGUGAUUUUUAUGCGUGCUCAGAAAAGUUGGCACACUAUAUAUAUUUUUUUUUAUUUCACCUUUAUUUAACUAGGCAAGUCAGUUAAGAACCAAUUCUUAUUUUCAAUGACAGCCUAGGAACAGUGGGUUAACUGCCUUGUCCAGGGGCAGAACAACAGAUGUUUACCUUGUCAGCUCAGGGAUUUGAUCUUGCAACCUUUUGGUUAAUAAUAUUACCUAAAUUCCGGAAAGGGAAGUGGCUCCUUUGGAAAGUUAUCGAAGCAGAAAGUUCUCAGAAGUUAUCUAGCUUAACAAACAGAAGAAGGGAAACAUGGGAACAACAGCAAGUCAAUUAGGGAAGGAUCUGCUCUCAGAAUAUCAGGAGCUGACAUUUCUUACAAAACAAGAAAUUCUGUUGGCACACAAGCGAUUCAGUGAACUCCUCUCCAAAGAGGACAGAAACCUCACCAGUGUGCCCAUGGAGAAAGUCCUUUCACUGCCAGAACUCAAGUCCAACCCUUUCAGGAAAAGGAUCUGCCAUGUAUUCUCAACAUCUGAUAUGAAAGAUGGAAGUCUCACCUUUGAGGACUUUCUUGAUCUGAGUGCCUUCAGCGAUUCAGCUACACUGGAAAUCAAGUCCCACUAUGCAUUCCGCAUUUUUGACUUUGAUGACGAUGGCACUCUGGAUGGUGGGGACCUGGAGAAGCUGGUGAACUGUUUGACUGGUGAGACUGAAGACACAAGGCUUACACCUGAAGAGAUGAGGCAGCUCAUCAGCAAUAUUCUUGAAGAGUCAGAUAUAGACAAAGAUGGGACAGUAAAUCUGUCAGAGUUCCAACAUGUUAUCUCCAGGUCACCAGAUUUCGUCAGUUAUUUUAAGAUUGUGCUGUGAAGUCUACGAAUAACACACCAGGAUAUGGAUGCUUUGGAUUCUGUUCUAUUCAUACUAAGAGGACCUCUUCUAUUUUUUUCAUUGUAAUACCAAUAACUUUGAGAUUUUGCCUUAAAUUAUACAGAGUGGCUCCACUCCCCCCCCCCCCCCCCAGACUAAAGGUUCCUAAGCUUUUGGGCAUGUGCGGAUCACGCACUGCGCAUGUUUUUACCUCUACUUGACACAUACAUUUGUGUUGUAUCUUUCCUUUCACAUUUCUCAUUGUCAAUCGUGAAUGAUAGAGAUAAUAAUGGAGUCUUUGUAGGCACCAACUCCGCAGUGGUUCAUUGGACAAAGCCUAAGGGGAAAUUAAUGGUGUUUUUGGAUAAAUGCCAUAAGUUUAGGUAAACACAGGCUUAAGAGAUUUUUUUGGUUCUGAGAAUCUUCAUCAGCUAACAUCACUUUCUUGAAUUUUGAAGAAUUCAUAUAAUCAACAACAAAAAAAGCAUAGCACAAAGGCUUAAUUCAUAAAGGUCAUGUUAACUGACUGGUAUUAUCUGAUAUAUCAAAACAUAAGAUCUCCUCAGCCUGUGUUAACCUCAGACCUUAUUUUCUGCAUUUAUUCCAAAACCCUAUUCUUUCCCCAUUCAUUUUUCACAGGGAUGGCUGAAAAAAACCAAAGGUAACUAAUUUCCUGGGUUUUAGGACUACACGCUGGCGAGCUCUGGUAAUUCAAGUUUUUAACAGUUAAACGUCCAUGCAGCAAGGGAUCUGCAUACCAACCAUUUGAUCUCAUCAGCUUCAUGGGAUAUGCAUUUAGAUUGUGUUAUUGUUUCGAAUUAUGGGCUAGUGAGCCAAUUUUAGAGCAGAUGUUAAACUGUAGCAUAGUUUAGGCUGUGUUUUUGCCAAGUGGCCACAUGGAUUAUUUUUUUGUUGUCUGACAGUAAUGUUAUAUUCGGUUCUGUUUUGUAGAAUACCAUCAUUGUGAUCUUGCAGACAUUGAAUCAGCUUUGAUCAAACUUUAUUAAACAAGCUCCAUUAGCCAGAGUAGCACAGAGUGUGCGUAAAGUAGAGAAUAAUUUUUCCGGGGGGGAAAGGUUUGGGAAAGUAUUUCUACAUCAUGUCAGUGCUCUCUUAAUGGAAACUUUUUCAAAUCUAUAAAGAGCUAGAAUAAAAGUAAUCAAGUCUUAGUCACUGACUUUACUUUAUUUGUCUGAAACAAGCAGCUAGUCAAUCAAUCUGUGCAAUGUCCUUAGUGCUCAACUCCUACAGGCAGUUUAUCCAUUCUAUGUAGGAUAUGUGUCAGGAUGGAGAGAGGGGUCCUCUUUGAUAGCAGAAACAAAAGUGUUCCAUGGUCCACACACUACAUCCACCACACGCAGCCCCUGGUCCUUGAAAAACUCUACCCUUCUUGGCUCGUCUGAACUGUCCUCAGUCCCCUGUCCCAGCUGGCCGUAUUCACCUGAAAAGGAUAUGAGAAAUAUGAGAAAAGGCCAUGUCUAUCCAUUCAUUGAUAUGUAUUUCACCCAGGAAUUCAUAACGGCUAUUUAUUCAAUACACAGGCCUACUCAAAGCCACGUAGACCACAAUAUUUGACAUUUAAAGCUUGCCCCAGUAGACUAGAAUAUUUUAAAGCUUACCCCAGCCCCAAGUGUAGAGAUCACCUGUACCUGUAAAAUAAAUAGAAAAAAUACUAAGUCAUCUCUCUAAAUUAGUAGUUUGAGGCAGCUUGGGUUGAAGGGCUCUUACUUGUGACUGCCGCAGUGUGACGCGACCCACAGCUGAUCUUGCUGACCUCACAUGACUGAGUAACAUCCACCAGGGCUGGGAAGGCCUGUAUUGAUAUGAACACCUCAUCGUAGCUCUCUUCAUCUUUACAUGUGCUGGCACCACCUAAACAUACAGCAGUUCAGAUAACAUAUUUAUAUGUUGUCUAGCUACACCAGUCCAGAACCUCAAUGUAGGUGUUUUGCAACGCAGCCAAUUAGAGGGUCUAUAAGUAUCAUCCAUUUGCCUGUAUGAACACUGAAUUUUAAAACGAGCUGAGCUGGUGGGUCUGCCCUCCCAAAAUAUAACACAGAUUUCAGACAGGCAGACCUGUGUCCUGGCUCUUCUGCUGCUCUCCUCUUAGGGCCCGUGAUGGCAGUCCCACCUGGCCACUCUCAUUCCAGCCCCACACGUACAGGUCUCCCCCAGCUGUGGACCAGACUAGUGAUCACAUUGACUGAAUAAUGUAAUGCAAUGCAAUCACUCUACUUUAUCAUUCUUUUGUAAGUUCCAUCCCAGUCAGUCUCUCUUACCACUGGUGCAGACAGAGUGCCAACCCCCGGCGGCCACAGUGCUCAUGGACAUACCCAUUAGUGCCUCCAUUGCUCUGGGCUCCUCCUGCGGGCUCAGGUCCCCAUGUCCCAGCUGCCCAUGGCUGCCAACACAAGGAAGCAAGGUUUUCAGAACAUUUAAUACAGAUCCUAUGCUGUCGUUCAUUCUGCCAUGUCUGAUGUACCCAAAAUAGUCAUCAGUAACCAAUGAAAGGUGUGCUGAAAAAAUGCCUAUUGAUUAAACUGUUGUACAGGAUUUGUUAAUUCCAUUACGAAACAUGACAUUUGUUGUCUUCACCUGCCUGAGCCCCAGGUGUAGAUGUCUCCAGAUGCAGUGAGGAGGACUGCGUGCUCUGUGCCUAGUGCCAGGCUAACAGCCUGUAGUUGUGGGGAAAGUGGGCGGUAAAAGGGAGGGUUGGAAGCUAUGUACCCUCCUGGAACCAAUGGGAAUGCUAGUGAGGGCCCUACAAAACACACAAGAAUGCAUUAUGAUUACAACAUUAUUGAAAUGCAACUAUUGAUUAGAGCUUCAAUAUAUUUGCCACACACCUGUACAUGGACCUGAGUGGGGAAAAUAACCAUAUUUACUUAAUUCUAGGGGUUGUGGGUGGUACCAACUAUGCUACAGCACCAGUCAGUAUGAAUCAAUACCAGUAUUAUCUGGAAUCACCAUACUCCACCCUGGUUUCUUCUCAUUUCGCUCAGAGUUCCAGCACUCUACUCUGUCUGCGAAAGACAGGGCCAGAUAUCCCUCGCUGAUAUGUGCAUCCUGGCACCCUCGGCUUUCCUCUACACAGCCGCCACAUCCUCUCUGACUGGGGGCCCCUACUCCAAAACCUGCCAAACACAGCCUUCCAUCACCUGAAACGCAAACAAAUGAUACAGUUAAGGGGAAACUUUGAAACAGUCCAUGUAGGUUUACGAAUUGAGGUACAUGGUUGCAACUUAAUUGAUACACUGGAAACUGGUUCAUGCAGUUAUCAACCUUUCACUGCGGUCUCUGGUUGAGCGGUCUGCCAGUUAUUUUCACGAGAAGGCAGCCCUUACAAAAAAAUAUAGCAGUUUUGAAACUGCAGUCGACGGGUAUUUUGGACGCAGGAUUUGGCAUUAUGUAACUGACAGUUAGACUUACAGGUUAUGUCGUUGUCUUUUGUUUGAAUUGUUUACGUGUCCGCUGUGCGGGGGAAAUUAUAAUACAAGCGGAACUACGUAGCUAAUACUGUUGUAACGGGGAUCCUUAUUGUAGCAACACACUUUUGGAGGAAAGGCAAUCCUGCGCUGCGUUAGCUAAGUUUUCAUGUCAUCAGGUGUAGUUCAUAAAGGUUGAAGAGUGUAUGUUAGGAUGAAGUGUGAAUUCAUGCCAGGAAUAAUACGUGUGAAGUUUGAUUUCCUCUCUUCUGUAAUAAGCAGCCAAUGAGGUAUUUUUUCCUUUAUUCAUGUGUUUAAUCUGAACCCGUUAUAACGCCGGUUAAACUGUUAUGUAUGUAAGCACUUCAGAGUUAUACCAAGCUAAUAAGUCACUCGUAAGAUAAGGUUGUAAGAGUGUGCUUAACUGUAUUUUUCAUUUACUUUAUAGUUCUCACGGAAGGUGAUAAUUCUGACUAAAACUACAGAAUAAAGCCGCCAGUUAAAAUCAA
Messenger RNA from Oncorhynchus nerka (sockeye salmon), 5282 nucleotides. Its product is annotated as calcium and integrin-binding protein 1-like. Gene Ontology annotation, molecular function: magnesium ion binding; calcium ion binding. The record is from RefSeq and is a predicted model, not a curated record. NCBI's taxonomy places the organism in Eukaryota, Metazoa, Chordata, Actinopteri, Salmoniformes, Salmonidae.